Molecule: messenger RNA, 1512 nt
Organism: Aspergillus pseudoviridinutans
Lineage: Eukaryota; Fungi; Ascomycota; Eurotiomycetes; Eurotiales; Aspergillaceae
Product: H(+)-transporting V1 sector ATPase subunit B
Exons: 9
Coding region: 1-1512 (503 amino acids)
Biological process (GO): ATP metabolic process; proton transmembrane transport
Cellular component (GO): proton-transporting V-type ATPase, V1 domain
Molecular function (GO): proton-transporting ATPase activity, rotational mechanism; ATP binding
Source: RefSeq, a predicted model, not a curated record
AUGGCCGAAUUCGUCGACCCGAGGAUGACCAACAUCAAGCCUCGCAUCCGCUACAACACCAUCGGAGGUAUCAACGGUCCGCUGGUCUUCCUUGAUAACGUCAAAUUUCCCCGCUACAAUGAAAUCGUCUCUUUGACUCUUCCCGACGGGACAGAACGGUCGGGUCAGGUCCUUGAAGCUAGAGGCAACAGAGCAGUUGUACAGGUUUUCGAGGGUACUUCGGGCAUCGAUGUUAAAAAGACCAAAGUCGAGUUCACCGGCCACAGCUUGAAGCUCGGUGUGUCCGAGGACAUGCUGGGUCGUGUGUUUGAUGGAUCAGGUCGUGCUAUAGACAAGGGCCCCAAGGUUCUGGCGGAAGAUUAUCUGGAUAUCAACGGUCAACCUAUUAACCCCUACUCGCGAGUCUACCCCGAGGAAAUGAUCUCCACCGGUAUCUCCGCCAUCGAUACGAUGAACUCAAUUGCCAGAGGUCAGAAGAUUCCCAUCUUCUCUGCGGCCGGUCUUCCACACAACGAGAUUGCUGCUCAGAUCUGUCGGCAGGCCGGUCUGGUCGGGAAGCCCACCAAGGACGUCCAUGAUGGGCAUGAAGAGAACUUCUCGAUUGUCUUCGCAGCUAUGGGUGUGAACAUGGAAACGGCCCGUUUCUUCACCCGGGAUUUCGAGGAGAAUGGCAGUAUGGAGCGUGUCACUCUCUUCCUCAACUUGGCCAACGAUCCUACAAUCGAGCGUAUCAUUACUCCUCGUCUUGCCUUGACCACUGCCGAGUACUACGCCUACCAGCUUGAGAAGCACGUCCUGGUUAUCAUGACUGAUCUCUCGGCUUACUGUGAUGCCCUUCGAGAGGUUUCCGCUGCUCGAGAAGAAGUUCCCGGUCGUCGUGGUUACCCCGGUUACAUGUACACUGACUUGUCGACCAUUUACGAGCGUGCCGGUCGUGUUGAGGGCCGGAACGGAUCUAUCACUCAGAUUCCUAUCCUUACCAUGCCUAACGAUGAUAUCACCCACCCCAUUCCCGACUUGACAGGUUAUAUUACCGAGGGACAGAUCUUCGUCGAUCGUCAACUGUACAACAAGGGUGUCAACCCGCCCAUUAACGUCCUUCCUUCUCUAUCACGUCUCAUGAAAUCUGCCAUUGGUGAGGGUCGUACCCGUAAAGACCACUCCGAUGUGUCCAACCAGCUGUAUGCCAAGUACGCUAUUGGACGAGAUGCCGCCGCCAUGAAAGCCGUCGUCGGUGAGGAAGCCCUCUCGUCAGAAGACAAGCUCUCCCUCGAGUUCCUGGACAAGUUCGAGCGCACCUUCAUCAGCCAAGGGCCCUACGAGUCGCGGACCAUCUUCGAGUCUCUCGACAUCGCCUGGAACCUGCUCCGCAUCUACCCCAAGGAACUGCUCAACCGUAUCCCCAAGCGGACUCUGGACGAGUUCUACGCCCGCUCCGCACGCAAGCUUCCGGCCAAGGACACAAGAGACAACUCCGCGGAGAACGUGGGCGCUCCUCUCAUCGAGACCUAA